Penicillium lagena is the source of this 879-nucleotide messenger RNA. RefSeq lists its product as uncharacterized. The record is from RefSeq and is a predicted model, not a curated record. Gene Ontology annotation, cellular component: mitochondrion. The coding region runs from base 1 to 879 and encodes 292 amino acids. NCBI's taxonomy places the organism in Eukaryota, Fungi, Ascomycota, Eurotiomycetes, Eurotiales, Aspergillaceae. The transcript is spliced from 6 exons.
AUGGUAUUUAUACGGACAGCAGCGCGAAGUGCGCCAGGCAUUCGGGCCUUCUCGACUGGCCGGAUUCUGCGCCAUGAGCUCGCCUACCAGGUCUGGGCCCCGGAAAACGAGCAAGCCGUUCGGGAUCCCAUCCUAUUUCUCCAUGGGCUGUUUGGGUCCAAGCAGAACAACCGGAGUAUCGGCAAAGCAUUGGCUCGCGAUCUAAAAUGCCGGAUCUUUACAUUGGAUCUACGUAACCAUGGCCAAUCUUUCCAUUCUCCGGAACACAAUUACAGUGUCAUGGCCGAAGACGUGCAAGAGUUCAUGCAGCAGCAGAAGCUUGAGAAGUGUGUGUUGAUCGGUCACUCCAUGGGCGCCAAAGCCGCUAUGUCGGUGGCACUUCGCUCCCCAGAGCGUGUGUCCGCUUUGAUCCCCGUCGACAACGCCCCAGUCAACGCGGCGUUGAAGAGCGAUUUCGGCAAGUACAUUAAGGGAAUGCAACAGAUCGAGGAGGCGAAAGUGUCCAAACAGUCCGAUGCAGAUAAAAUCCUCCAGGACUAUGAAGAGUCCCUUCCAAUCCGCUACUUCCUUCUGACCAAUCUCGUCCGCUCAGAAGAGGAUCGUACUAUGAAAUUUCGCGUGCCACUUUCAGUGCUUGGCCGCUCAUUGGACAAUAUGGCGGAUUUCCCAUACUCCGACUCGGACAACGUUCAGUACAAGGGCCCGACACUGUUUAUCCGGGGUACCAAAUCUCAAUACGUGUCAGAUAACACCGUUCCUGCGAUCAAGAAGUUCUUCCCGAAUGCGCAGAUAGCAGACGUGGAUGCGGGGCACUGGCUUAUUUCCGAGAAUCCGGAGGCGUUCCGACAAGCUGUGGUCAAGUUCUUGGAAUCCUCGUGA